This is a messenger RNA of Centropristis striata (black sea bass), 1449 nucleotides long. Its product is annotated as trace amine-associated receptor 1-like. The record is from RefSeq and is a predicted model, not a curated record. Gene Ontology annotation, biological process: adenylate cyclase-activating adrenergic receptor signaling pathway. The transcript has 3 exons. Lineage: Eukaryota; Metazoa; Chordata; Actinopteri; Perciformes; Serranidae. Gene Ontology annotation, molecular function: G protein-coupled receptor activity. Gene Ontology annotation, cellular component: membrane. The coding region runs from base 1 to 1449 and encodes 482 amino acids.
AUGUCUGAACUGUCCGACAAACUAGACCCGCUCCAGUUCGCAUACAGGUCCAAGCGUGGCACGGAGGAUGCAAGCCUCAUGCUUUUAGACCGAAUCACCAAAUCCAGCCAAAUCGUCUUGAAGACAGGACUUCCCCAGGGCUGUGUGCUGUCCCCCAUCCUCUUCUCUGUCUACACCAACAACUUCUCCUGUCACAGAGAGGGAAUGUCCCUCCUAAAGUACGCAGAUGACAUGGCUCUGGUGGCACACCUCAAAGACGCACAGGCACUGGCACAAUACCAGCAGGAAGUCCACGCCUUGGUCUGUGGAUUUGAGCAGAGCUCACUGGAGCUCAAUAUCUCCAAAACCAAGGAGGUCUGCUGUGGCGCUGCAGGGAGGGGGGGCUCACUGGAUCUGUUCCAGCCCCUUCUCAUCCAUGGACAGGAGGUGGAGCAGGAUUCUAGAAGCAUAAAAGAAGAAAUGACUGUCAACGGGACUUACAGUGUUAUUGACACACAUCCCUGCUAUGUAUCAGAUAAUACAAGAUAUGUAUUUACAAGCAACCCCUCCAUUAUAUGCGUAUUAUUAUAUAUUUUUCUUGGCUUAUUGUCUUUUGCCACAGUAUGUGGAAACCUUCUUGUAAUAAUCUCUGUCAUUUAUUUCAAACAGCUCCACACUCCUACUAACUACCUUAUUCUCUCUCUGGCUGUGGCUGACUUGUUUGUUGGAGUUUUAGUUUGCCCAUUCAGCAUGGCAUUCACUGUAACCUUUUGUCAAUACAAUGCAGCUUUAUUUUGUAAAGUACGAGUAAGCAUUGAUGUUACACUGAGCACAACUUCAAUUUUGAACUUGUGCUGUAUUUCUAUUGAUAGAUAUUAUGCAAUAUGUCAGCCUCUCAUAUAUAAAACUAAAAUAAAUGAUCGUGUUACUGGGAUUAUGAUCUUGCUGAGCUGGGCAAUUGCUACUGUUGUUGGAAUCAGCAUCAUGGUAGUAAGUUUUUACCAAGGAAAAUGUGACAAAGGUUGUUUAAUUGAUGCUGUAUUAGCAACCGUUAUGUCAUGCGUUUUCUGCUUUUAUAUCCCAGUCAUUGUAAUGCUUACUAUCUACCUAAAAAUUUUCAUUGUUGCACGAAAACAGGCAUUUAGCAUCCAGAACACGACCUGUCAGAGCACGAAGUCUGGAGCAGUUGUCAGUAAGAUGGAGAGAAAGGCCACCAAGACUCUGGCUAUAGUUAUGGGAGCGUUUCUCUUAUGUUGGACUCCUUUCUUUUUUUCAGUGACAUUUCUUUCUUUUGUCAGGCUUCCAGUGCCACUCUCUGCGAUUGAAACACUUAACUGGAUAACACUGUCAAACUCGAUGCUCAAUCCAUUAAUUUAUGCUUUCUUUUACAGCUGGUUCAGGGCAGCUUUUAAAAUGAUCAUCUCAGGAAAAAUAUUUCAAGGGGAUAUUUCUAACUCAAAGCUCCUUUGA